Aethina tumida (small hive beetle) is the source of this 4414-nucleotide messenger RNA. RefSeq names its product toll-like receptor Tollo. The transcript has a single exon. Gene Ontology annotation, molecular function: protein binding. The record is from RefSeq and is a predicted model, not a curated record. Gene Ontology annotation, biological process: signal transduction. The coding region runs from base 130 to 4095 and encodes 1321 amino acids. NCBI's taxonomy places the organism in Eukaryota, Metazoa, Arthropoda, Insecta, Coleoptera, Nitidulidae.
GAGCGCUUGUACCUACGGUUCGCAGCGUCGUUGCGUCUUCGUAAUCUCGUACACGAAACACAAACUUGUGAUGAUUCAAUAAGACUUGUGUAUUUUAAGUGAACCAAAAACAAAAAAAGACUGUGCAAAAUGAUCUGGCUUGUGAUCAGUGCGCUUAUUGUGGCUGUGACAUCGAGGAGUUUGACCAGCUAUGAGAUCACCCCGCGUGGCUGCAAGUGGAAGAUGCUGGACACGGAAGCUGGCGAAGAACCGGUGCUCUAUUGUGAAUUGAGGAAAAUCGAAAACGCCGAAUCGCUCCUAGGAAAUCUGACCCAGACACAAGCGGAUCGCGUGACCGUUCUCGAGUUGAACUGUAGUGAUAAGUUGUUUUUCGAAAGUUCCCUGGACGGCUUCAAACACAACAGCUUCUUAUCAAACUUACGGCGACUUGUCGACUUAAAAGUCGAGAACUGCAAGAUACGCAAUAUCCCGAAGGCUGUCCUCGCUCCGCUCAGACAUUUGAGAAGGUUGUCGUUGCGUACACACAAUUCGGAUUGGUCUGCCAUGUCGUUGGAGCUGAACGCCGAAAGUUUCCGCGGCAUGGGCGAACUUCGUAGCUUGGAUCUCGGCGACAACAAUAUAUGGAGUACGCCCGCGGACUUGUUCUGUCCCCUUUACAGUCUGACACAUUUGAAUCUAACUCGCAAUAAACUUCAGGACAUUUUGUCAUUGGGCUUCUCCGAUUGGGGAGACGGUCCCCUUGCCCCCGGUCGUGCCUGCGUCAACGGAUUAGAAGUGCUCGAUAUGUCACACAACGAUAUCAUAUCAUUAAAUGACAACGGCUUAUCCGGACUGCGAGCUUUGGAAGAACUGCAUCUGGAAGAUAAUGCCAUUUCCACGCUCGGCGAUCGUGCAUUCGUCGGACUCAAUGCAUUAAAAACUUUGAAUCUGUCGAGUAACAUGCUCGUUGCUCUUCCCCCUGAUUUAUUUCAAUCCUCCCGGGAUCUACAACACCUUUACUUGCACAACAACUCCUUGAGUGUGCUCGCCCCGGGACUGUUGGAGGGUCUGGAUCAGUUGCAAGUUCUUGACUUGUCGCGAAACGAGCUGUCAAGUCGUUGGGUCAACAGAGACACAUUUUCCGGUCUCGUGCGACUGGUCGUUCUCAAUUUGGCACACAACCAACUCAACCGAAUUGAUGCCAAUCUUUUCCGCGAUCUAUACACCCUGCAAAUAUUAAAUCUCGAACACAACGUCAUUAAUUUCAUCGCCGAGGGAGCUUUCAUGGAAUUAAAAAACCUCCACGCCCUGACACUCUCUCACAACCGGAUCUCCAGCAUCGAGUCUUACCAUUUCAGCGGUAUGUACGCUCUUAAUCAACUGUUACUGGAUCAAAACAAUAUCGAGACUAUCGACCCGAAGGCGUUUCAAAACGUGACAAAUUUACAAGACCUAGGCCUCAAUGGGAAUUUAUUAGGCGGUGUACCCGCAGGUAUAGGCAGUUUGAGAGUUUUAAAAACCUUAGAUCUGGGUAAAAACCGCAUCGAAUCCGUAACCAAUUCGUCGUUCGAAGGACUGGACCUGCUUUAUGGUUUGCGAUUAGUGGACAAUCACAUCGUAAAUAUUUCACGGGAUGCUUUCUCCACGCUUCCGUCACUGCAAGUGUUGAAUUUAGCAUCGAAUAAAAUUAAAUACGUGGAACAGAGUGCAUUCGCAAGUAACCCGACCCUCAAGGCUAUCCGACUGGACGCUAAUGAGCUGACGGACAUAAGUGGCGUAUUUACCAACUUGCAAAGUUUAGUGUGGUUGAACGUCUCCGCAAACAACUUGCUAUGGUUCGACUUCAGUCACUUACCUGCCAGCUUGGAGUGGUUGGAUAUGCACCACAAUAAAAUACCGGAAUUGGGCAACUACUACGACGUGAGGAACACACUCAACAUCAAAAUGCUCGACGUAAGUUUCAAUUUAAUCACACAAAUCCAAGAAAACUCCAUCCCCGACAGCAUUGAAACAUUGUACUUGAACAACAACAAAAUCACAACGGUCCAACCUGGCACCUUUUUGCAAAAACCUAAUCUCGAGAAAGUAGUUUUAUACGGGAAUAAAAUCAAAUAUCUGGAUGAAGCCGCACUCAGACUUAGCGCCGAGCCGAGUGAUAAAGAGUUACCGCAGUUUUAUAUCGGAGAUAAUCCGUUUUACUGCGACUGUAAAAUGGAAUGGCUCUUAAGAAUCAAUCAACUCAAUCAGUUUUCUCCUGUAAAAUAUCCACAGGUACUAGACUUGGACAGUGUAACCUGCGAAUUGGCACAUGCCAGAGGAUCCCCGCCGCAGCCACUGUUGAGUCUGAAGCCAUCAAACUUUUUAUGUCCCUACGAGGCGCACUGUUUCGCUUUAUGUCAGUGUUGCGAUUACGACGCCUGCGAUUGCGAAAUGACCUGCCCGACCAACUGCACUUGUUACCACGAUCACACUUGGUCUUCGAACGUUGUCGAUUGCAGCAACGCAGGAUACACCAGCGUGCCGGAGCGAAUUCCCAUGGAUGCCACCGAAAUCUACCUGGACGGCAACGACUUGGGCGAGCUCGAUAGUCACGUAUUCAUCGGCAAGAAAAAGCUCGAAGUUCUGUUCUUGAACAACAGCAACAUAAAAGCUGUGCACAACAGAACGUUUAACGGCGUCAAAUCGUUGAAAGUCUUGCACUUGGAAAACAACCAUUUGGAACAACUGCGCGGAUUCGAGUUCGAUCAGUUGGAGAAGCUGAACGAAAUUUAUUUGGAUCACAACAACAUCGAUCAAGUCAGCAAUCAGACGUUCAAGAAGAUGCGUCGAUUAAAAGUGCUGAAAUUGGACGAGAACAAAAUAAUAAAUCUGAAACCGUGGCAGUUGACUGAAAGCGAGGAAUCGGGCUCGCAGCCGAACGUGACUUUGGACGGCAACAAGUGGUCGUGUGAUUGCGGUUCCCUUGACCGGCUGCAGGCUUGGAUACGGAAAAACGGCGGCGAUCCCACGAAAAUGCUGUGCGCGGAUAGUGACGAAACCGUUGCUGAUGUAAUCAACCGGUGUGAUAUGACGGACAAUGCCAUCGCCACCUCAGUUGUGCAGCGGGAAAUUUUAAAGAACAAUCCCAUGUUGGGCGGCAGUUACGUGCCCCUCCUCGCCGCCACCCUCGUCGCCGUCAUCAUUGUCUGUUUAUUGGCCGCGAUCGUGUUCGUGUACAGACAGGACGUGCGAUUAUGGGCGCAUUCUAAGUACGGCAUCCGCAUAUUCCAAGACGCCGCGACGGCCCACGACAACAACGACGACCGGGACCGUCUCUACGACUGCUACAUGGUCUACAGUCACAAGGACGAGGAUCUGGCUUCCAGAGUCAUCGCCCCGGAAUUGGAACAAUUCGGCCACACUCUGUGUCUGCACUACAGAGAUCUCCAUUUAAUGGGUGGCGCCUCGUACCUGGCAGACGCAAUGAUGGGCGCCGCCGACGCGUCGCGACGCGUCGUCUUCAUAGUCUCCCCGGGGCUUAUAUGCAACGAAUGGUCCAGACCCGACUUCAGAGCCGCACUCCAGACCGCCCUGCGCUCAGCCCACAGACACAAGCUGGUUUGUGUGCUGAACGGGGACCCGUUGGAGCCGAUGGAUCCUGAAUUGAGGGCAUUGCUGCGUGCGUGUACCGUGACGAGAUAUGGCGAACGUCGCUUCUGGGAGAAGCUACGCUACGCCAUGCCGGACGUAAUAAAUAAUCAGUCGACGAGACGCAGCAAGAAACAACAGGCGGAGAUCCGGUGCAAAACCAACGCAAGAUAUACGGCGGCGCCGACGGCUCCGGACUCCUGGUACAAAUACUCGGCCAUGCCUGGAGUCCAUGCCGCUGCUCUAACACCCACACCCACCCAGAGUACGUACGUGUCCGGAGAGUCCGCCAGGAGUACCGAAGAUGAGGCUGGCUCGAGCGCCAGCAGUCAGCAUUACGGAUCCGAUCAGCUGAACCAUAGUUACGUGUCCAUUGACGGGAGGCCACCACAAUAUUCUCAAUUUCCUCCCUGCAGGGCCGACCUUCCGCAUCACGUUUACUCCACCAUUCCAGAUACACAACCGCAGACUAGAACUUACUUUGUAUAAUUGUGAGUUACUUAAGGAAAUUUUAAAGGCUGUUUUACUUAUAAAUCUAUUUAAAUUAAUUAAAUAUUUGAAUGUCACUAGGUAUAAUUAUCAUGACUUAUUAUUACCGUGUAAUAUUUAUUCUAUUCAUUCAUUUAUGCUGUAUAUAAUUUGUAUAUAAAAACGAAUAUUUAUUUAUACUGUAUGUACAUGUAGUACUACUUACUGAACGCUUAUUAGUCAUUAAUUUCUAAGUACUGUAUAUAUUUAGCUUAAUUUAUGAAUAUUUAAGACUGUUAUAAUUAUGUACAUUACAUUUAUUCUAAAAUUAUAAUAAACG